GGCAAUUGCUAGAUUACCAUGUCAAGGCUUUUGCUAAGUCUGUAUCUGUAAUUGUUGCACUUAGACCAGAGGUAAGGUCUGUGUACACACUAAAGAUAGUAUUUGUUUUUGGUUUCUUGUUUCUUCUUUCUUGUUGGUUCAGGCAAACCAAGAUCCACAACAUAGGUGCAACACUUGUUGGUGUGGAUAAAAUUGGUAACAAAUACUAUGAGAGGCUAGGCGACGAGCAAUAUGGAAGACACCGGUGGGUGGAGUAUGCACAGAAGGAUCGUUAUAAUGCUUCACAAGUUCCAGCAGAGUGGCAUGGCUGGCUCCAUUACAUCACUGAUCACACCGGAGAUGAACUGCUAUUGCUGAAACCAAAGAGGUACGGACUUGAGCACAAGGAGAACUUCUCUGGUGAAGGUGAUGCAUACAUAUAUCACUCCAAGGGACACGCUUUGAAUCCUGGACAAAGAGACUGGACUAGGUACCAAACUUGGCAACCCGCUAAGAAGGAAUAAGUUCCAAUUUUUUCAAGAAAAGCAACUUCUACAGCAGCUGGAGAGUUAUAUGGAUAUUCUGCCAUGCUUCGUUAAUAAAAAGCCCUUGUACUGAACCUAUGGUCUUGUGUGCCAUCAAAUUUCAAGUUGAUACACUUGCUGUAAAAUUUUCUUAUCCUGGAUAUGGUGUUUAGGUGUUGAAUUGGAUCCUAAAUGUUGUAAUGCAUACUUCAUACCUUCACGGGUUUAAAGUAUCUGAUGGUUAUUUAUUGAAACUAAUCUAUUCAGUGA
Messenger RNA from Nicotiana tabacum (common tobacco), 773 nucleotides. Lineage: Eukaryota; Viridiplantae; Streptophyta; Magnoliopsida; Solanales; Solanaceae. The record is from RefSeq and is a predicted model, not a curated record.